Messenger RNA from Scleropages formosus (Asian bonytongue), 4876 nucleotides. It is a transcript of the gene jarid2a, whose product is annotated as jumonji and AT-rich interaction domain containing 2a. The transcript is spliced from 18 exons. Gene Ontology annotation, molecular function: DNA binding. Gene Ontology annotation, cellular component: chromatin; nucleus. The record is from RefSeq and is a predicted model, not a curated record. Gene Ontology annotation, biological process: regulation of gene expression; chromatin remodeling. The coding region runs from base 693 to 4526 and encodes 1277 amino acids. Lineage: Eukaryota; Metazoa; Chordata; Actinopteri; Osteoglossiformes; Osteoglossidae.
CAAUAAGGAGUGGUGAGAGGAGGAUAACAAGAAAAAAAAAAAGACUAAAAAACGCAGAGAGGAGAGAGCGGAAAGGUGAUAAACGGGGAAAGAAAAGAAGAAGCAUGAGGAAAAGUGGAGAGGAGAAUGACAAGAGGAGACGAGAGGAGAGAGAGGAGGCUGGUUUGGAGAAGGUCGUUGGCGGCGCUGCGGAGCCCGUCCGCUCCGGCGCUCGUCAUCUUCCAGCCCCUCCGCCGAAACGUGACUCAACCUUUUAUUUAUUCCGUCACGUUUAAAUCCCCCCUGAACAAGAUGUAGAUCAGAGCCCUGUCUGCACAUACCGAGCCGUUUACUGUCCUUAUCGCGCAGCGGAGUCCGCCGCCCGCCCGGCCCAGGCUUUUCAUUUCUUUUUCUUUUUUUUAUUUUUCCCUACCACUGGAAGACAUCGCUACAUGUUAGGAAAAAAUGUUGUGCCAAUUUGAUUUUUCUUUUUGAUUUUUUUUUUUUUUGUAAAUUCUCGCCGUUUCCAUCUGGAGAUCGCGGGAAGGGGACACGGAAGAGGGAAUUAAAAGCCUUUUUUCGACUUCACUUUGCAGCUUUAAAUACCCUUUAAAAGCCGCGACGCGUGCGGGUGCUGCGGAGACGGACGGACGGACUGCGAACAGAUUCAUGCUGCCGUGCUGCGUGUAGCGAGCGCGCUCUGGAAUUGCACGAUGAGCACGGAACGACCCAAGAGGAACAUCAUCCACAAGAAAUACGAUGACAGCGAUGGCAUCCCCUGGUCUGAGGAGCGAGUGGUGCGAAGGGUGCUGUACCUCUCCCUGAAGGAGUUCAAGAGCUCCCAGAAAAGGCAGCUUGGGGAAGGCCUUGAUGUGGGGAUCAAGAACACUAAUGGAUCUUUGGCAAACGGCCAGCACAGCGUCAACAGGUCGGCGCCGAAAGGAGGCCCGUUGGCGGAAAAUGACAAGGAGGACUCUCAGGUGUCAUCGCAAAGCAGCGACUAUUAUGAAGACGAGCCAGUGAGGAAGAGACCAAGGCUGCAGGCCCAAAGAAAGUUUGCCCAGUCGCAGCCAAGCUCCCCCAGCAUGACUCCGGUGAAGGUGGUGGAAGUGUCUCUACCCGCUCCCGCGACUCGGAUCAGCGAGCUGUCAAAGCUCAAACCCAAGACGGAGGACUUCCUGACGUUCCUCUGUCUGCGAGGCUCUGCAGCGCUGCCUCAUACCAUGAAGUACUUUGGCAGCCCUCGCAAUGAGGAUGAUGCAGAGGAUGAGGAGGAAGAACAAGAGGAUGUGAAGCCCGAAGCCAGCACUGCCUCAGCAUCCUGCCCAUCGACGCCCCGGAAGGCCAAACUCUCUGGAAAGCACAUCACCAGUGAACAUGCUGUCAACGGUCACUGUAGGGCGUCGGAGGAGAGGGGAUCCACCGCUAAUCACAGGGGCAAGGAGGCCAUGCCAGGAAAGGAGAAGGAAGAGUUGGCAGAUGUCCGUAAAGAGCCAUCGCAAGGCUCUGCAGCAGCUAGUCCUGUGAAAGAGCUGGCCCGGGGCACUAUCGCUAACGGCCUCCGCCAUGCCACUCCCGCCAAGGAUCACCGCAAGCAGGUUUCAAAAGCAAACGAGCUCCUACGGACGUGCUCCGCUGGCACCGUUGCACCCUGUGCCAAAAAGACCAGAGGCUUCUCUCCGUUGCCAUCCAAAACUGUGAAGUACACAGCCAUCGUGACAAAGGGCCACGUCACCUACACCAAAGCACAGAAAGAACUGGCCAAACAUGCCAAAAUGAAACGCAGCAAACGCGUCGCCACCCACCCGCCGCACCCCGGCCGUAACUGCCACAGUAGCCCCGCUCACUGUCGCCUCCACCACUCCAACUCAGGAAAAGCUCGAAGUAGCAAUGCAAAAACUCGCAAGCGGGUGCUGUUAUCUGAGAGGGCAUACCGAGUGGCCAACAGGGGCUGCGUGCAGCUCGGCACGAGGCCCAACGGGAGGCUGUAUGCCAAGCAGGUGGCUCAGGGUGGUCGGGAGGGCCUGAGGCCCUCUAAGAGGCAACAGGACGUCAGUCGGGGCGGCCGCCUGCCAGGAAAGCUGAUCUUGGCCAGAGUGGCGAAGCCCAGAGUGCCGCUCGGUACCCCAGAGACACGCAGCAAGAAGGCUGUUCAGGAAAGUCAGGCUGAACCUGGAUGCCAAGGUGACGCAGGGGCCGUGCCUCUGGAUGCACCCAGGCCGCAGCACCAAAGGCCCAGAAGGGCAACGGCUGGGAAGCUGAUGUUUAACGUGCAAGCGCAGCGCGUGGCACAGACCGCCCCAAAAGCGAGUCACCCCACUACCUCAGCGAGCAGGCCUACCCCCAGCCCUGCUCCGGCCCCGCAUCCGACCCCGCCUCCAGCCUCCGGCCCCGCAUCCGGCCCUGCCCCUGCUUCCAUGCCGCACCAAUCAGCAGAGGUCAAAGUGGAGAAGGAGCCAGGCCGGACAGGCUCCUUCACCAUGGCAGAGGUCCUGGUCCUUAGGGCCAGCCCGCAAGAGUUUCAGGAUCCUCUGGUUUACGUGGACUCGGUGCGGGACCAGGCAGAGCCGUACGGGCUCUGCAGGGUCAUCCCGCCUCCCGACUGGCGGCCGGAGUGCAAACUGAAUGAGAACAUGCGCUUCGUAACGCAGGUGCAGCACAUCCACAAGCUGGGGCGUCGCUGGGGCCCCAAUGUCCAGCUGCUCACCUGUAUCAAGAAGCAUCUCAAAUCUCAGGGCAUCGGCAUGGAAGAACCCCCGCUCAUCGGGGGCUGCGAGCUAGAUCUGGCCCGCUUCUUCCAGCUCAUCAACGACAUGGGCGGCAUGCAGCAGGUGACGGACCUGAAGAAGUGGAACAAGCUGGCGGACCUGCUGCGUGUUCCCCGCUCAGCCCAGGACCGCUUGGCCAAGCUGCAGGAGGCCUACUGCCAGUACCUGCUCUCCUAUGACUCGCUAUCGCCUGAAGAGCGCGAGCGGCUGGAGCGCGAGGUCCUGGAGGAGAAGGAGAACCUGGAACGGCGCAAGGGGCCUUUGGAGGGCCACUCGGACGGUGCCCAGUGCACCUUCUCGCUGCCCCGCUACGAGCCCAAGAACGGCCUCAUCAAUGGCGUGGUGCACAAGAGCAGCCCGGGCAGCGGGUGGCAGGAGCUGAGUGGCGUGGCGAAGCGGAGCCGGCGGCGGCUUUUUGCUCGGCAAAACGGCGGGGUCGAGGAGGAGCAGGGUAUCCUCAGCGAGCAGCACAAGUGCGUGUACAAGGGGAGAUCGGUGUCUUUAACCACUUUCUACAGAGCAGCCAGGAACACCAUGAACAUGUGCUUUAGUAAGGAGCCUGGUGCAGUUGAGGUAGAGCAAGAGUACUGGCGCAUCGUGGAACAGAAGGAUUGCCAUGUUGCAGUGCACUAUGGGAAAGUGGACACCAACACGCAUGGAAGUGGCUUCCCAGUGGGAAAAUCAGAACCUUUUUCAAAGCACGGAUGGAACCUCACAGUACUUCCCAAUAACUCCGGGUCCAUCCUGCGUCACCUUGGUGCUGUGCCUGGAGUGACCAUUCCUUGGCUCAACAUUGGUAUGGUCUUCUCUACCUCAUGUUGGUCUCGAGACCAAAACCGCCUCCCAUACAUCGAUUACCUACACACUGGUGCUGACUGCAUUUGGUACUCCAUUCCUGCUGAGGAGAAAACCCGACUGGAGAAGGUGGUACACAAACAGCUGCAGGCCAACGGAACGCCCGGCCUCGAGAUGCUAGAGAGGAACAUCAUGAUCUCUCCGGAAGUGCUGUGUCACGAGGGGAUCAAGGUUCACCGCACGGUCCAGCGGAGCGGCCAGUUCAUCGUCUGCUUCCCCGGGGCCUUCGUGUCCAAGGUGUGCUGUGGCUACAGCGUCUCGGAGACGGUGCACUUUGCCACCAUCCAGUGGCUGAACCUGGGAUACCAGGCUGCUAAGGACCUGAAGAGUCGGCAUAUAGAGAAACCCUUUUCCAUGGAAAAGCUGCUGUACCAGAUCGCAACGUUGGAGGCCAAACGAGAGAAUAAGCACAUUUUUAGCACAAUCGCUUCACUUCUCAUAGAGCUCAGGGAUAUAGAGAUGAGGCAACGGCAGGAGCUUUACGAGGCGGGACUCCUGUCCUCGGCCCGCUACGGCUCGCACGACAACAACCAGCCACCCGCCCAGGGCAAAAGAAAGCCGCGCAAGUGGCUGGCACUUGAGACGUCAGACCGGCGCUGCCAGGUGUGCCAACACCUCUGCUACCUCUCCAUGGUGGUCCAGGAGAACGAGAACGUGGUGUUUUGCCUCGAGUGUGCGCUGUUCUACGUGGAGAAACAAAAGUCCUGCCGAGGCCUCAAGAUGAUGUACCGCUACGAUGAGGACCAAAUCAACAGCCUGGUGAAACAGGUGUGCGGGAAGGCGUCGCUGAGGAGCAACUGCAACGGCGCGGGCACCGGCCGGACCCCAGCGAGGCGCGGCCCGCGCAAACCCACAACGGUGCAGGUCUCCCUUGCCCGCCUGCCCGCCUCUCACCUGUCCAAAGGUGCGGUGGGCGCCUUGUGAAGAGGGCCCCCAAGUGUCCCCGUCACAAUAAUAGAGAGAACUUGCCCUAGCCCACAAGGCGUCUUUUGCACUAGCAUUUACUUGUGUUUUGUAUUUUUACAUUGGUUUCUUCUACAGUUUAAUGGAAAUGUACACACAUGCACAACCUCCACACAGUGGCGGUUGUGUGUUUCCUUGGUGCUGUGGUCUCAUUAUUUGAAAAGCAGGUCAGAGGGUCGACCCCCCUCCUCCUCAUUCAAUGUCUUAGUCAUCAGGCCCUUCCACUGCAAACACACCUGUCCGGGACUGGAGCAAAGGAGUGGAUGUGCUCAGGCUUGAAAACGUUCUCUCACACACACACACACACACAC